This is a messenger RNA of Acaulospora morrowiae, 592 nucleotides long. NCBI's taxonomy places the organism in Eukaryota, Fungi, Glomeromycota, Glomeromycetes, Diversisporales, Acaulosporaceae. The record is from the annotation of a GenBank genome assembly.
UACCAGAACUAGAAUUCUUCUUGAUGGUGUAAGAUUUAACGUGACCAGGAAUUUAAAUGUAGCGUCUUCACCCUUUUCUGCGAGAUGUUCCCCCCAGAUAACACGAAUAUCAGGAAUUGCGCCUCGCUAUAUGACUUCAUCUGCUGGAAUUUCAGUGGAUGAUAAGGUGUGGAAAUUGGGUCGCCUAAAUCAUGUAGCCGUAGCCGUACCAGAUCUUAAAAAGGCCAUCGGUUUCUAUAAGAAUGUUUUAGGGGCACAGGAGGUUAGCGAUGCGGUGCCGCAACCGGAGCAUGGAGUAUACACAGUUUUCGUGAAUCUUGGUAACACAAAAAUUGAACUUUUGCACCCAUAUGGCAUGUUUUAUGUAAAUUCUUUUGGUGCAAUGUUUCGAUUUGCAUGCAUUUACGUGCUUUGUGAUUUACUGUACACAAAAAAGGUUAACGAUGUUAAAGCGGCCGUGGAAGAUUUGGUUUCAAAGGAAAUUAGGGUUUUGGAUCCCGAACCAAAAAUUGGUGCGCAUGGUAAUCCCGUUGUAUUUUUACAUCCGAGAGAUUGUGGUGGCGUUUUAGUUGAAUUGGAAGAGGUUAAAUGA